UCUCGCGUUACAAUUCCAUUUAACGCGGUUAAGCUAGAGAAGUCGCGUCAAAUUCAAUGCAGAGGAAAUUGUUGGUUGCUGCCUCCUGCCUGCCUGCCUGCCUGCCUGCCAAUACUCCGAAUCCGCAAUACGACAAUAAAACGUCGGAAGUCGCAUCCUACUUAGACAGUUCUAAUUUCUUCCCAAUACACCAUUUUCUCCAAUCUGGCCUUGCGUUGUCUACUUAAAGUAGCAACGAGCACGUCUGCUACUAGACUGCUCAAAAUGGCGCCCAAGCAAGCUACCUUGGGAAAGUUCUUCGGCCAACCCAAUGGCCCUAAGCCUGCACCACAGCAGUCGAAGCUUUCUUUUAGCACAAAGUCGGCUAAGAAAGCAAAGGAGGAGCCGGAAUCUUCAGCCAAUGGCCAAGAGGUAGCUUCACCAAAAAGGAAAUCUAGCGCCGAUGCGACAGAAGAUGGCGAUUCCACGAAAGACACUAGAAAGCGAUCUCGGUCUCCAUCUUCCCCAAAGAGUAAGACGAAACGAUCUUCUGCGAAGGUUAAGGUUGAAGCUGAGGAGCCCGAGGAAGAGCUUGAACAAGAAGCACCUGUGGUAAAAAGACGACGAAGGGGUCGCCCUCGAAUUAAUGAUGAGGACGAGGAAGACGAGGCCAUGGUCGAUGCUGAGCCAGCUAAGCCAGCUAAGCCUAAGAAAUCAACUGGAGCUAGCAAACGAUCUCCAAAGAAGUCCCCUACCAAGUCCCCUACCAAGUCCCCUACCAAGUCCGUCCCCGUCAAAGAAGAGUCGCCAGCACCCAAGCAGGAGGAUGGCGAUGCCAAAGAGGAAGCUUCUGAGUCUGCAUCUGAAAUAGAAAAGGAGGAAGAUGAGGAUGAGAAACCGGAGGUUGCGGCUAAGGCCCGAGAAAAAAUUCAAACCAAGCUUCAGAGCAAAGUGGACGACCCGUAUCCUGAUUGGAAGCCCGGAGAGCCAGUGCCUUACGCUGCAUUGUGCACGACUUUCUCACUUAUCGAACUUACGUCAAAACGACUUCAGAUCACCGAGUAUUGCUCUUUAUUCCUCCGACAAAUCUUACGCUUAACCCCGGACGAUUUCCUUCCGACGGUGUUAUUGAUGAUGAGUAAAUUAGCUCCUGAUUAUGCAGGCAUUGAACUUGGUAUUGGCGAAUCACUGAUUAUGAGGGCCAUAGGUGAAACGACAGGGCGCAGUUUACAGGUCAUAAAAGCCGAUCAGAAAGAGAUCGGCGACCUAGGUCUUGUUGCAGUCAAGAGCAGAUCAACUCAGCCAACCAUGUUCAAACCUAAGCCAUUAACUAUCAGGGGUGUGCAUCAAGGCCUGAUAGACAUUGCUACUGUGGCUGGGAAUGGCGCCCAAGGUAGGAAAGUUGAUGGAAUCAAAAAGUUACUGGCGUCUGCCGAUGCUCACUCGACAGGCAAGGUCGAUAUUCACAAGGAUAAGGGUGGUCCCAGCGAAGCCAAGUAUCUGAUCCGGUUUCUCGAAGGGAAGCUUAGGUUAGGCUUAGCAGAGAAGACGAUUCUUGUCGCCAUAGCACAAGCUAUGAUCUGUCACGAAGCGGAGCAAAAAGGCAUAGUACCCAGCACCAAGGAGAUAGAAGAAGCAGAGGCCACAUUGAAGACGGUGUACAGCGAGCUUCCUAGCUGGGAUGUGAUUAUCCCAACCAUGAUCAAGAAUGGCAUCAUGAGGCUGAAAGAGACUUGUAAGCUUCGCCCAGGAGUCCCUCUCAAGCCCAUGCUUGCGAAGCCUACAAAAGCAAUCACGGAAGUUCUUGAUCGGUUCGAAAACCAGACUUUUACCUGCGAGUAUAAGUAUGACGGUGAGAGGGCACAGAUUCAUUAUGUUGCUAAGGACCACUCGGAAAAGUAUAUUGACGCUCUUCCCGGUGCUACAAAGGAAGCUGCCAAGGGUGUUGCGUCUAUUUUCUCGCGAAACUCGGAGGACCUUUCCAAGAAAUACCCCGAUAUCCUUGGAAAGCUUCAGACUUGGGUCAAGGAUGGUACCAAGAGUUUCGUGUUGGAUUGCGAAACAGUCGCUUGGGAUGUAACCGAGAAAAAGUUGCUUCCAUUCCAGAAUUUGAUGACGAGGAAGAAGAAGGACGUCAAGGUGGAGGACGUGAAAGUAAAAGUCUGCGUCUUUGCUUUCGACUUGCUAUUCCUGAACGGAGAGGCGGUAGUCGAAAAGUCGCUCCGAGAACGUCGCGAGUUGCUUCACAGUGCUUUCCAACCAGUGGAGGGCGAGUUUGCUUUUGCGACACACAUGAACGGUAGGGAACUCGACGAAAUCCAGACAUUCUUGGACGAGAGUGUCAAGGCCUCAUGCGAAGGCUUGAUGGUCAAGAUGCUCGAUGGUUCAGAGAGUGGGUACGAGCCCAGCAAACGAAGUCGAAAUUGGCUCAAGAUAAAAAAAGACUACCUCGCAGGACUAGGCGACUCUCUUGAUCUAGUAGUCCUCGGCGCCUACUACGGUAAGGGCAAGCGUACAUCUGUUUAUGGUGCUUUCCUUCUCGCCUGCUAUAACGCGGCUACUGAUACUUACGAAACGAUCUGCAAUGUCGGCACCGGCUUUUCGGAGCAAGUUCUUGAAGAAGUUCAUAAGCAACUCUCGGAGAUUGUAAUUGAUCGCCCAAAACCGUUUUACUCGCACUCAUCGGGUGGACAGCAUCAACCAGACGUCUGGUUCGAACCGCGUUAUGUCUGGGAAGUGCGAACAGCGGAUUUAACACUGAGCCCAAGGUAUAAGGCCGGGCUGAAGGAGAACGUCGACCCGUCCGGCGAGAAGGGAAUUAGUUUGCGGUUCCCUAGAUUCAUCAAAGUGAGAGACGAUAAGAAGCCAGAUGAGGCGACAAGUAGUCGUCAAGUGGCGGAGCUAUAUAGAAAACAGGAGAGUGUGACAAAGAGCAAGGGCCCGUCUGUGGAUGACGACUUCGAAUACUAAGAGGGCUUAUUUACGAUCUGGCUUAUGACUUGGCUAUGUAUUAUUACCACCUAAUAAGCUAUGAUAACUAUGAUACGGUCUACCGUUUUGACAGCCA
Molecule: messenger RNA, 3046 nt
Organism: Daldinia loculata
Lineage: Eukaryota; Fungi; Ascomycota; Sordariomycetes; Xylariales; Hypoxylaceae
Product: ATP-dependent DNA ligase
Exons: 5
Coding region: 265-2949 (894 amino acids)
Biological process (GO): DNA recombination; lagging strand elongation; DNA biosynthetic process
Cellular component (GO): mitochondrion; nucleus
Molecular function (GO): ATP binding; DNA binding; DNA ligase (ATP) activity
Source: RefSeq, a predicted model, not a curated record